AUGAAAGAACUUAAUCAAGUUUUAAAACCAAGAAAAAGCACUGCUCCAGGACUAGACAAGAUUUGCUACGCGAUGCUUAUAAAAUUGCCCGCAGAAUGUAAAGACAUAUUACUCAAAUUGUUCAAUUUGAUUUUGAACAAAGGGAGUAUUCCAGAUACCUGGAAACGCUCUGUUGUAAUUCCGAUUCUUAAAUCCAAUAAACAAAAAGACCAACCAUCUUCAUAUAGGCCUAUAUCUUUAACUAGCAAUUUAUGUAAGGUCUUGGAAAGAAUUAUAGUUCGCAGACUGAAGUGGUUUGUUGAAAAAAAUGGCAUAUUAUGUAGAGAACAGAGCGGUUUUAGGUGGAGGAGAUCUACAACUGAUGCAUAUCUAAAAUUACACGAUGACAUAUAUAAAGCUUUACCAAAUAAAAGAUCUGUACUUGGCAUUUUCUUAGACAUGGAAAAAGCGUAUGACAUGGUAUGGAAAAGAGGACUGUUAUACAAACUAUAUAACAUUGGUGUCACCGGGAAAAUUUGGAUUUUUGUUGCAUCUUUUCUGACAAAUCGUUCAUUUCAGGUUAGAGUAGGCAGUCGUCUUUCAAGUAUAUUCUCAUUGGAAAACGGAAUUCCUCAAGGGAGCGUAAUCAGUCCACUGCUAUUCAAUAUAAUGAUAAACGAUAUGCCUAGUACUAUUUCAUCAGAUAAUGUUGGAUUGUUUGCAGACGAUAGCGCUCUAUGGCACAUUGGUCUCAAUAUUGAAGAUUUAAUCAUUUCCUCUCAGAACUCGUUGGAUUGCAUUCAGUCCUGGUGCAAUCAAUGGGGUUUUAAGAUCUCGGUCACAAAAUCAAUAGUUGUACUCUUCACCCGAAAGAGAAAAUUACCACCAAUACAACUACACAUAAACGGUGUAAUACUCCCAGUCAGGAAUGAAGUAAGAUACCUCGGAGUCUAUUUCGAUAGGCGCUUAAAUUAUAAGAGACAUAUCGAAUAUGUUGUACAAAAAUGUAGUAAACGGAUUAAUCUGCUGCGUUUGCUUAUUGGAACUAGCUGGGGAGCUAACAAAUCACCCCUUUUGUCAUUGUACAGAUCCCUAGUUCGACCCAUUAUUGAAUAUGGUAUGGAAGCCUAUUUUUCAGCAUCAAUAAAUGCCAUAAGAAAAAUCGAAAUUAUCCAAUCUCAAUGUCUACGCAUCGCUGCAGGUGGCAUGAUGAGUACGCCUAAAAUUGCUUUACAAGUUUGUUGUAAUGAGAUGCCAUUGAGUAUAAGACGACUACAAUUAUGCCUCUUAUAUAAGGCUAAACUGCUAACAUUUGUUGACCAUCCUUGCCACGAAGUCAUCGAACACUCAUGGCAUGAAAUAUUUCCCAACUCUCCAGCAUUUCGUACAUUUGGUAUGAUUGCAAGGACUUUCGAUAUUGACAAAUUGGAUAUUAGUAUUAUUAAAGCCGAAGAAAUUCCCCCAUGGUAUUUGGACGAAAUUAAUAUCGACGAUGCAUUAUCGAAUAUACUUUUUCCUUGGUAUACGCCCGACCAAACAAAAGCUAUAAGUUUGGAUUAUAUAAAUGAAUCCUAUCAAUCACACGUGCAUAUCUAUACCGAUGGGUCAAAAAUUGAUGACAAAUGCGGUGCUGCGGUUUAUGUUCCAUAUAAUAAUUCUCGUAUGGGUUUUAGGCUAGACAAAGACUGUUCCUCGUUUGAUUGCGAAGUUUUUGCAAUAUAUAGUGCCCUUACAUGGUCAAAAAAUAACUAUAAAAGGAAUAUACUUGUCAUAUCGGAUUGUAUGUCUGCUAUACACGCUAUAAAUAAUAACUCGGAUCAAAUUAGUAAUAUAUCUUCAAAUAUUCAGACUUGUCUUUUUGAGUUACAGGAACAAGGAUGCAAAAUCACACUACUAUGGGCUCCAGGACAUGUUGGCAUUCCGGGUAACGAAGUCGCCGACAAAAUAGCAAAGGUAUCAGCGGCGAAAGUCGAUGUGGACAAAAGAUUAUCCCAAUCACAAAACAAAGUCAAAUCACAAAUUCGACAAUUCUGCGCUAAUAAAUGGGAUCAACAUUUUAUACAAAGUGACCAAGCGUUUCAUUACAAGACAAUUUUCCCCUCAAUUGAAGACAGCAUCAAGAAUUCCACUUGGUCACCACGAAUAAUGGACAAAAUUUUAUUUCGACUUCAGACGGGACAUUGCCGUUUAAAUGGGCACCUCCAUAAAAUAGGAUGCCAUAAUAAUGGACUUUGCGAUUUCUGUAAUGAUCCAGAGACAGUAGAACAUUUUCUAAUGAACUGUCGUGCAUAUAGAAAUGAAAGACGCAUACUAAAGAUGAAAUGCCGCGAUUAUGGCAUUGAAUUUCAACUCAAAGCUAUCUUACGCGACCCUAGCAUUUUCCCUGCUCUUGUUGAUUUUGUGAAAUCUACCAAGAGAGUAUUAUAG
Messenger RNA from Styela clava, 2406 nucleotides. NCBI's taxonomy places the organism in Eukaryota, Metazoa, Chordata, Ascidiacea, Stolidobranchia, Styelidae. The record is from RefSeq and is a predicted model, not a curated record.